Messenger RNA from Gambusia affinis (western mosquitofish), 9560 nucleotides. RefSeq names its product nuclear receptor binding SET domain protein 1b (gene nsd1b). Gene Ontology annotation, biological process: regulation of DNA-templated transcription. The transcript has 26 exons. Lineage: Eukaryota; Metazoa; Chordata; Actinopteri; Cyprinodontiformes; Poeciliidae. The record is from RefSeq and is a predicted model, not a curated record. Gene Ontology annotation, molecular function: protein binding; histone H3K36 methyltransferase activity. The coding region runs from base 1105 to 9228 and encodes 2707 amino acids. Gene Ontology annotation, cellular component: nucleus; chromatin.
GCGGGGUAUGAGGCUAAGCAGGUCGUAGUUUUUCUCGGAGUCUGAAGCGGCUCAUGCUGAAGCAGAAGAAAAGCAGCCAUGAUGUUUGAAACUGGAAUCAGGUUUUUUCCGGCUGAUCGCAGAGACUAGGAGCUGCGCAGUGCCGCCCAAAGUGGCGUUGUUCUGCGCAGCUGAAAGCAGCAGCAGGCCCCGUCCCGACUGAAUAAAUCAGUUUCUGGGUUCUGAGUCCAGCCCGGCUGCUGCUGUUCCUCUUCAGUGUGGCGAGGCUGGAGAUCAAAACGUGGUGUGAAAUGAGCGGAAGCUGCUGUGAGUGUCCAGGUUUCUGCUGCUGCUUCUCCGUUUGUUCCCAGCGAUGACCCCACGGAGCUGCGAGGCGCCGCGGCGCCACGCUGCAACACGCCCACAGUCAUGAGGCUCUGCGGCCAUUUCCACUUAGGUUCCCCGCAUCUCCGCCCGAUGCCCGCACGGAUGCGUGUGUCUGUGCGGACACAUUGAGCAGUCAGUGUGAAAACUGCCCAUCCCCUCAGAUAAAGGCAGAGGAAUCCCAAAGCUUUGGUGAGAGCGGCUGGAAGCGAACAGGAAGGCAGGAGCAGCGCCGCGCCGCGCCGGCCGCCGCAACAAGCACCAAACCCGGAGGAAAGCAGCUCAGGCGGCGCUGAAAGUCUCAGUAAAUGUCCUGCUGCUGUUUUACGUAUGACACACAGACACACACACACACACACACACACACGCAGACACAGACACACACACACACAGACACACGCGCGCGAGGGACAUAACUGUGGCUCUGCUCUCUAACAUAAGCAGAGGAAACUAAUAUCUGCCGCCGUGGAGAAAAGCUGGAAGGAUUUCCUCCAGAACCGCAGCAGAGGUUCGAUGUGCGGCUCGGUUCCUCCGGGUUUGGGUCACCCUCAUACCGAACAUGCAUUAACACUUUGUGGCCUGUUUUCCGUUUCCCCUCUCGCCUUUGGAGGACCUCCAUUUUGAAGAGACAUGGCGCGGCUCGGUGGCUCGGACGGCAGCGGGUUCUGGUUCUGGCUGGUUCCGGUGGUUCCGGCGGAUAGCUGGAGCUUUUCUUCCUGAUCAGGGUCGGAUCAUGUCAGGAUGAGUGGGCCUUCCAAAGGCCCUGACAGGAAGUCCAGCUGCCCUCUGACCCCGGCCCGCGACCCGUGCUGCAUCGGCCCGGCCAUGUCGGCCGCCGCCUCCUCCCUCAAACACACGUCUGUCUACGGCUACAUCCAGUCAGACCACUGUUCUUCCUCCUCCUCCUCUUCCUCAUACAGCCCCCUGCGGAGGCUGCAGCACCUCACCAAGAUGGUGAGCCGGCCCGACCUGGUGCUGCCGAGCCGGGGGCCCGACCGGCGCUGGGACUGGGGGACCGACCGGAGGGACGGGGUCAGGACGGAGGACUGCUGGGCGGAGUACAGAGAGCAUUCUGUUGACGUCUCGUCUUCUUCUUCUGGUCAAAAGCAAGCACAGCUCCAAAGUGAAAGUAAAGACUUUCCUGUUGUUCGUUGCCACCAGUCUGCUGUUUCUGAGAAACUGGGAGGCGACUCUCCGUCCAGCCCGCCGAGCCCGGCCUUCUCUCUGGACAGCAGCAGCCCCUUCGCCAAUGGCCUGCUGCACUUCGACUCGGCUCUGCUUGAGGCCGACGGCGUCGACGAGGAGCCGCAGAGCGUCGCGCCCGGCCCGGGCUUCCUGGACAAACGCGACCGGCCGCAGACCGCGCCGCAGCUCGCCCCCGCAGACGCUCGUCCGGACCCAGAGGAGGCGGCGCCCAAGGUGGUGACGCGCUCCCAGUCCUCGGGUCAGCGCCGGCGGUACUGGGACGGCUCAGAGGACGAGUGGGACAGCGACUCGGUGCUCUUCCUGUUCGAUGACUGGCCUGCAUGGCGGACGGUGCAGCUGAGCAGCUCCAGGAAAAAGCCUCCGCCGCCGGUGAAGUUCGCCGAGGGGGAAAUCGUUUGGGCCAAGUUCGGCCGCCGGCCCUGGUGGCCGUGUGAGGUGCUGGCCGACCCGGCGCUGGGCGUCUAUCACAGGAUGAAAGAGCCCUGCGACCGGCUCUGUCGGCUGUAUCACGUCCGGACCUUUGGGGAGCCAAAGGAGUUCGUUUGGGUGGAGGAAAAAUCUACUCAGGCGUUCCACGGAGGCUUUGAGUUCGACCAACUUCUCCUUUUGAGACGAAGAAGCAAGCAAAGAGAGCAGAACAACAGAAACACUAUCCCUAAGCGUUUCCAGUAUUCGUGGAGAUGCAGUGUGGCCGAGGCUGAAUCUGUUCUGUCUGGACGACCCGACGUUUCUCCUGCUCUGGCUCCAUCCACAGAUCAAACCUUUUCCUUCAAUUCCCCGCCAGAAGGACAGAAGAAGCCCCCUCCAGCCGUUCCCGCUGUUUCUGAACCGUUGCACUUAACGAAUGGACCCACCUCGUCUACAGCUACAACACGGACAAAACCAAGCACUUUAAAGAAAACUUCUAGCAAGAAGAAGCAAAGCAAAUCCCUUCAGGACCUUGGGAAUGAAAAGGCAUUGUGUUGCAGUCUCGAUCAGUCUCACAGAGACAACAGAGAGUGCCCAUACUCUGAUCUCGACUCAGUCCCGAAGAUUUUGUGCCCUAAAGCACUUGAGCGUCAACCAAAGCUGCUUCCAUGCCAGCCGUCUGCGGCUGCAGUCAAAGAGCUAAAGAAGCAGCCAGACAACCAGACCGGACUGUGGUUCAGUAAAUCAGGCAGAGACCGGCGACCCAAAACCACCAGCCCCGUGUCAGACCACUCCCUCUUUAGUAAGGGUCCCUGUAAGAAAAAGCACUUAUCCACCGUUAGUAAGAAGGCACCGGUUCCCUCCGCCUUGUUGGUCGGUGCUGAGUCCAAUGACUCGGUCAUACUGGCAGACACUAAUAAGUCAACAGAUAAUGGUCCGAUUCAUGAACAGUCAGUAUCUGAGAAAUGUAGGGCCAGUGAGGACAACCCUGUUGAAGGAAGAGGCUGGUCUUUGGACCAGCCAAAGGCCCAGUUGUCCACUGAAGACAAACAGACUUCUGAGACCAAAAUAAACCCUUUGAGCAUUUCGUCUGACAACCCGGAUGUUGAAAAAGACUUUCAUCCCUCCAAGAAAGUCGGUUUUAAUAACGACUCAGAUUCUCCAAAGAUGGAAACAUCUGUAAGUUCAACUGAACUUUCUGUCAUAAUUGCUACUAAACAACUUGAUAAAACUGAAAAACCUUUUGACCAGGAGAAAGAAAGCCAGCAGAAUUUGAGGCCCUGUUUACAAGUUGAAAAAAGAGAUCCAGUCUCAAUAUUAGAAAAGCAAAAGAAUCUGGUCUCUAAAUGCAGACUCCCGUUUGUGAAACUGAUACGAAAGGAGAUAGAACAAAACCAGUUUUUACACUCAUGUCUGACCCAUGUCACUACUAACAGAAGUGAAUGCAAUAAGAAAGAGAAAACAUCAGAUAGUGAUGUGAAUAAAGCAGCAGCUAAUAAAUCAGACUUGACAGGCAGCAAAACGAGCGUCUUCACUGAUCAGAUUUCACCUUCAAAAUUCAUCCAGGUCUCAGUCAAGAAGCUACGAGCUAGAAGUGAGUCUGGCCUACUUCGGCUGUCAUCAGAGUCACCGCCUGUACACAACGCUAAGACACCCGAACGCAACGCUAAGACACCCGAACGCAACGCUAAGACACCCGAACGCAACGCUAAGACACCCGAACGCAACGCUAAGACACCUGGAAACAACGCUAAGACACCCGAACGCAUCGCUAAGACACCCGAACGCAACGCUAAGACACCCGAACGCAACGCUAAGACACCCGAACGCAACGCUAAGACACCUGGAAACAACGCUAAGACACCUGGAAACAACGCUAAGACACCCGAAGGCAACGCUAAGACACCCGAACGCAUCGCUAAGACGCCCGGAAACAACGCUAAGACACCCGAACGCAACGCUAAGACACCUGGAAACAACGCUAAGACACCCGAACGCAACGCUAAGACACCCGAACGCAACGCUAAGACACCAGGAAACAACGCUAAGACACCUGGAAACAACGCUAAGACACCCGAACGCAACGCUAAGACACCCGAGCAUAGCGCUAAGGCAGCCCGAAACAACGCUAAGACACCCGAGCAUACGCUAAGACACCCGAGCAUAGCAGCUAAGACAACCGCAGGCAACGCUAAGACACCCGAACGCAACGCUAAGACACCCGGAAACAACGCUAAGACACCCGAACGCGACGCCAAGACACCCGAACGCCACGCCAAGACACCCGAACGCGACGCCAAGACACCCGAACGCGACGCCAAGACACCCGAACGCGACGCCAAGACACCCGAACGCCACGCCAAGACACCCGAACGCAACGCCAAGACACCCGAACGCGACGCCAAGACACCCGAACGCGACGCCAAGACACCCGAACGCGACGCCAAGACACCCGAACGCGACGCCAAGACACCGAGCAUGCAAGACACCCGAGCAGCAAGACACCGAGCAGCGCCAAGACACCCGAGCAUAGCGCCAAGACACCCGAGCAUAAAUCUUUCUGAUGCAUUGAGCAGCCCAGAAGUACAACCUGUCCCAGUAUCAAACGUUAGUCUAGAUAGCGUCACCGCCUUAUCAUGCAAUGAAUCAAACAGAUUAGAAUGUAAAGGCAUUUCUGUUUGCAGUCAAACAAAGACAUCGUCUGACAAGCCAGACUGCUCAGAGGAAAACACUUCAUCUACUAAAACUGCAGCUUCUCCAACAGGAAGUCCUCAUUUCCAUCAAAGUCGGCCUGCUCCAAAAUCCAGAAAAAUUAUUCACAAACUGAAGCAGGCUAAAGAAAUUCAAAACGUCCUGAAGGAGCAGCCGGCCCAUCUUCCAGCCAGCAGUCGGCUGAUGACCAGAGCCUUGCAGGUUGUCGACCAGAGGAAGCGUAGAAAAGCCCAGCAGGCGAUUGAGCAAACUAAGCUGAGCAAACCUCUGGACACAGUUCAGAAUUCUGCUGAGCCCAAAUUUGAUAUUUGCACUAAUUUAAAACUUCUAAAAUCUACUCGCAUUAACAAUGGGGAUUGCUUGUCUAGAUGUAGCUCCCCUUCCGUACUGUUCUCUGAUUCAGAGGAUUUUGAAGAUGAUGUUAAAAGUGAAGAUGAAGACCUUUCAGUUUCUUCAACUCCACCAAUGGACUUCAUACCCCUUACAUCUAUAGCUAAAGCAAAACACGAAGAUCUGCCCCCAACAACACAACCUCCAUCACCUCCAUCACCGUUUUCCUUCAUGAAAGCCUUCAAGAAUGUUACGGAGGUUUCCUUUCAGUCCUUACCAACUGGCAGCAAUGGAAAGCCGGUCUCUUUCAGGCCAGACUCAAAAUACCAGUUUAGCACUUUUCUUAUGAUGCUGAAGGACUUGCAUGACACUAGAGAGCGAGAAGGCGCGCCCCUAGAGUUAGAGAUUGGGCCACCCAGUGCACAUGUGAAGGAGGAGCCGGUGAUGAUGCCACACAAGGCUCCACUGGAAGGACACGGCCACACAUGCAAAACCGAUCCAAUCGCAGACAAAAGUGGGAUUGGACAGAACGGAUGUGGUAAAGGCCAGAAACUCAAGAGGCCCUGUAGCAGAAAGCGUGGCCAUUGGUUGAAAUGGAAAACCAAUCGCAGAGUUCCUGGACAUGGUUUUUCUGGAGUAACGUCAGCAGCAAGAAUCACUUCCUGGCCAACAGCAGAUAUCACUUCAAAAAUAAUGGAUGUACAAAUUGGCAGUAGCUGGAUCCAGGCUGGCUGUAGUGGAGACGUUGGUGGGCAAGAGGAGCAGCAGAGAUGGGAAAGACUAAAGGGCUGCCAGCAGGUUGGUGUUCCUCUGGAAAGGAGGGAAUGUCCGACACGCCACCUGGAACAGCCAACCAGCCUCGGAGGCGACAUGAUGAACAAGUCCGUUCAAGACUUGAUUCGUCAAGCUGAUGAACAAGACAAGACUUCAGCCGAACAUAAACGAAUACGAAAACCCAGCAAGAGACUACUUGAAUGGACUGAGGAAUACAACCAGAUUUUCUCCCCAAGGAAGAAACCCAAAAAGUCUCUCCAGCUGUUUGGAAAGGCCAAUCAAUCUGUUGCUGCCCUGUGUGAGCUUUCGGACUUGGAGAAGAACAUGGCCGACAGCUCAUCGUCCUCCUUACUUCCUGAAAUACUGACGCCGCCGCCAGAGGAGUUGGCUCCAGCCACGCCUGUAGAAACCCAGAUUCCCAAAGCAGAACCGCCAUCGACCCAAGAGCUUCCGGUGCUUUCCAUCGACUCCUUAACUCCGCCCCCUGAAGCUGAGCCCUCCCUGUCAGACGGCCUAGUCAAAGGCAACAAAGUUUCUCCUGUACUUGAAAAGAAGAGGAAGAGGAAACCCACGCAGAAGAUCCUGGAGUACUGCCUGGAGGCCGAGGUGUCCGCCGCCCCGAAGAAAAAGAAUAAAACACUGAAGAUGAAUUCAAAUGCUGGACCUCAGGCAGAUUUUUCUCCACCAUCUUUAAAAGUGAAACCACUCUCUGAGCCGCUGCCAUGCCCGCCCCUCCCCCCCGUAACCUCUGACCUCCCGGCGGCCCCCAGCCCACCUGAGCAGGUGGACCCGCCCCCCGCAGACGCAUUCCAGUCUGAUGACGGCAGCGUCCAGGAGGAGGCGCUGGAGUCAGAGGAUGACAGGUUUCGGCUGGAGAACCGGUUCCCCCCCACAAAGGACGACCUGCUGGGCGACGAUGCGCCGCUACCUGUCAGGAAGAUCAUCGGCGACCGGGGAGGGCCCGCUUCCAUGAAGGAGAAUGUCUGCCAGGUGUGUGAGAAAACGGGGGAGCUGCUGCUGUGUGAGGGUCAGUGCUGCGGUGCGUUUCACCUGGCCUGCAUCUCUCUGGCCGAGGCCCCGAAAGGAAAGUUUGUCUGCCCAGAAUGUAAAUCAGGCGUCCACACCUGCUUCGUGUGUAAGAAGCGCAGCGAAGACGUUCGCCGCUGCAUGAUUCCCGUCUGCGGGAAGUUUUACCACGGAGAGUGCAUCGCUAACUACUCCGCGACCGCGCCGGUCAACCGAAGUUUCCGCUGCUCCAUCCACGUCUGCCUCACCUGCUACAUCUCCAGCCCCGGCAGCUCGGCCGUCUCCAAAGGCCGUCUGGUGCGAUGCGUUCGCUGCCCCGUUGCUUAUCACGCCACUGACCUGUGCAUGGCCGCCGGCAGCGUUGUGCUUUCCAACAACAGCAUCAUCUGUCCCAACCACUUCGCGCCGCGUCGCGGCGUCAAGAACCACGAACACGUCAACGUCAGCUGGUGCUUCGUCUGCACGGAAGGAGGAAGCCUGCUGUGCUGUGAAUCGUGUCCCGCCGCGUUUCACAGAGAGUGUCUGAACAUGGAGAUGCCCAAAGGCAGCUGGUUCUGCAACGACUGCAAGGCGGGGAAGAAGCCGCGCUACCAGGACAUCCUGUGGGUCAAGGUCGGCCGCUACAGGUGGUGGCCAGCAGAGGUCAGCCAUCCCAAAACCAUCCCAGAAAACAUCCAGCGCAUGCGGCACGACGUGGGCGAGUUCCCCGUCCACUUCUUCGGCUCCAACGAUUACCUGUGGACGUACCAGGCCCGCGUCUUCCCCUACAUGGACGUCGACGCAAACAGCAAAGAGAAGAUGGGCAAAGGCGUCGAUGCAACUUACAAGAAAGCGCUGGAGGAGGCGGCCGUGCGAUUUCGUGAGCUCCAGGCAGAAAAGGAGCUUCGGCAGCUUCAGGAGGACAGAAAGAACGACAGGAAGCCGCCGCCGUACAAACACAUCAAGGUGAAUCGUCCGAUUGGGAAGGUUCAGAUCCGGACUGCUGACCUGUCAGAAAUCCCGCGCUGCAACUGCAAGGCGACAGACGAGAGUCCGUGUGGAAACGACUCCGAGUGCAUCAACCGCAUGCUGCUGUACGAGUGCCACCCUCAGGUGUGUCCGGCCGGUGAGCGGUGCCUGAACCAGGCCUUCACCAAGCGGCAGUACAGCCAGGUGCAGAUCUUCCGGACGCUGUCUCGCGGCUGGGGCCUUCGCUGCGUCCACGACAUCAAGAAGGGUCAGUUUGUGACCGAAUACGUCGGGGAGGUGAUCGGCGAAGACGAGUGCAGGUCGAGGAUCAGACACGCCCAGGAGAACGACAUCUGCAACUUCUACAUGUUAACUCUAGACAAGGACAGAAUAAUCGACGCCGGGCCGAAGGGCAACGAGGCUCGCUUCAUGAACCACAGCUGCCAGCCCAACUGUGAGACGCAGAAGUGGACGGUCAGCGGAGACACGCGGGUGGGACUGUUCGCUCUGGUGGACGUCGCUGCAGGCACAGAGCUCACCUUCAACUACAACCUGGAGUGUCUGGGCAACGGGAAGACGGUUUGUAAAUGCGGCUCAGCAAACUGCAGCGGCUUCCUGGGCGUGAGGCCAAAGAACAACCCUCCGUCCGACGAUAAGGGCCGCAAGCUGAGGAGGCGGGGCCACGGCCGGAAGAAGAAGAAGGCGCUGCCGACCAAAGAGAGGGAGGACGAGUGCUUCAGCUGCGGAGACGGAGGACAGAUGGUGUCCUGCAAGAAGCCAGGAUGUCCCAAAGUCUACCAUGCAGACUGCCUGAACCUCACCAAGAGGCCCGCAGGUCGUUGGGAGUGUCCUUGGCAUCAGUGUGACGUCUGUGGGAAGGAGGCGGCGUCGUUCUGCGAGAUGUGUCCCAGCUCCUACUGCCCUCAGCACCGUGACGGUCUGCUCUUCAUCUCCAAGCUGGACGGGAAGCUCUGCUGCAGCGAACACGACCCCUGUGGGCCGGAGCCGCUGGAGCCGGGGGAGAUCCGGGAGUACCGUCCCAAUCCGGGGGCCCUGACCCCUGGGGCCCUGACCCCUGGGCUGGGCAUGGCCGUCAUCCCCGCCGGCCGUCUCAGCCGGACCAGUGGCAGCGGGAACGUGAAGGAGGCCGGCAGUGGUGGCGGUCCAGAGGCGUUCUCUUCGUUCUCCAUCCCGGUGCCCAUCACCAUCCCGGUUGCCAGCGGCAACGCCUCGCCACCUCCCAGCAGCCCACACAGAUUCGACCUCCCGCACUACUCGCCCAUUUCCUCGUACGAAGAGGAGCGUGACGUCUUGGAGGAGGAGCUGGAAGAGGAAGAGGAAGAGGAAGAGGAAGAGGAGGGAGUAAUGAGGAACAAGUGGGACUCCCAGGAGGAAGAUGAUGAAGACGAGGGACUGGAAUACCUGGAGCUCAAAGAUGAAGAAGACGACGACGACGAUUGAUACGCAGAGUUAUUUUGAUUCAUAACUGCACUGCAAAAACACAAAAUCAGGUUUUUCCAGAGCAAAUAUCUGAGUUCACUUGAAAAACAAAAAUCAAAUGUAAUCUGUAGAGCAGCAAGGCUUUUCAAAGAGCUUUACAUCAUAGAAACACAAAGUCCUGCAGCAUAGAAUCAACAAUCAAACAUGACAUCAAGUCGACUUCCAUCGUUAAAUUGAUUAUUGAUUACGUUUCUAAUAAAACACUAACAGCUGGUUUUAGUCUGGAUUUAAAGGAUCUCAGUGUUUCAGCUGUUUUACAGUUUUCUGGAAGUUUGUUCCAGAUUUGUGAUGCA